AUGUAUCGGACGGAGAAUUCGCUAGAAGUAUGGAUUCUGGAAGCCAAAGGUGUCCCGGUGAAGAGGAAAUAUUACUGCGAGAUAUGUCUCGAUAAAACACUCUACGCACGCACAUCGGUGAAACCUCGCGCGGACGCAAAAAAGAAGAAGGAUCGUUCGACGUUGAUCGGUUAUGUUCAGAUCAAAAUUGAUCAGCUCAAUACGCGACAUCCGGUGGAACGAUGGCAAGCUCUUUGUUUUAUUUCUUUUUUUUUUUGA
This is a messenger RNA of Gongylonema pulchrum, 258 nucleotides long. Lineage: Eukaryota; Metazoa; Nematoda; Chromadorea; Rhabditida; Gongylonematidae. The record is from the annotation of a GenBank genome assembly.